Messenger RNA from Triticum urartu, 2748 nucleotides. RefSeq lists its product as uncharacterized. Lineage: Eukaryota; Viridiplantae; Streptophyta; Magnoliopsida; Poales; Poaceae. Gene Ontology annotation, cellular component: cytoplasm. The record is from RefSeq and is a predicted model, not a curated record.
GCCACCAGCCUCCCCCGCAUCGCCGCCCCAACAAUCCCAGUCGAGUCAUCCGCCCACCCCCCCCCCCCCCCCCCCCCCCCCCCCCCCCCCCCCCCCCCCCCCCCCCCAUUCGCAGCCGUCCGCCCCCCGCGUCCGCCGCAGAGCCGCCGAUCCCCUCCCGAGAGCCCCCGCCCCGUCGGCUCGUGGAUCUCGGCUGCCGCCGUCGCCGGUGCUGGUGGGGAUUUCGGGUCCCGUGUUUAUUGCUCCGAUUCGGGCCCUGAUUCUCCCCGGAUUGCGUUUCCUUUGAUGGGGCCGCCGCCGCCGCUCCGGCUCGGGGUGUGAUUCUGAUUCUGAUUCGGGCGGAAGGUAGAGAUUGUCGUCUUUUUAUUGAGCCCCCCCUGCCUGCCCUGGUUUCUCUGCCGCUAUUGGAUUGAUUUGGGAUCCGCGAUCGAGAUUGCUCCGUGAAGUUUUUGGUCCUAGGUAUAUUUUUUGACUGGCCCGGAUCAGGAAUAGAGGGUUCUCUUGCUGGGGGGAGGGAGAUCUAGGGUUGCGUCUUCUAUAGUUCUCUUUGUGCAUGUGCAUACUCCAUAGAAAAAAACACCAAAAAAAGGAGGGGGUGAGGAGGAGUUGGAGGAGCAGGAGGAGGAGGAUUGGAGCGCAGGGGAGUUUGGAGGUUAUUAUGGCGCUGAAUUAUCCGUCGUGCUCAUUCUUGGUGAGCGACGAGUGCUCUGCCCUGAUGCGAGGGUGUGGAUGCUGGUCGGAGGAGGCCUCGCCCCUCUCGUCCCCAGGGGUCAACUCCAGGCGCUGGGAUGAUUUCGAGCCCGAUCCUGCGGAUCUAUUGCCCGUGGAUCCCUUCGGGAUGAACUUGGGGAACACCAUCACUGCAGCCAUCGCCAGUUGCCUCGACCGCACGGUCAUGUCUGGUGCAGGGCGUUUUGGAAGCGGUGACGGUGGUGCGGCCGACUUGAGUUUUUACCUGAAUCAUGCUAUUGCCGUCUCCCGGGGGCCAUCUUGCCUCCCGGGUGGCUUCGGGCGUGCUUUUGAGGGGCCCUUUGUGUUUGGAGGCCUUUAUGAGGCCGGAGGCGCCAACUGCUCUCAAGGGUUGCCUCCCCUUGUGUCCUGCUCAGGCUCAAUUGUACCUGGAGAGGAUCCAUCUACUUCUGGCAGUGCUGCAUUGUUGUGCCGUGAAGGAGUUGAUGCCGUGGGAGCGUCCUGCUCACGCCCAAUUGUACCUGGAGAGGAUCCAUCUACUUCUGGCAGUGCUGCAUUGUUGUGCCGUGAAGGAGUUGAUGCCGUGGCAGCGUCCUGCUCACGCCCAAUUGUACCUGGAGAGGAUCCAUCUACUUCUGGCAGUGCUGCAUUGGUGUGCUGUGAUGGAGUUGAUGCCGUGGGAGCGUCAUGCUCAUGGCCAAUUGUACCCGGAGAGGAUCCAUCUCCUUCUGGCAGUGCUGCAUUGGUGUGCUGUGAUGGAGUUGAUGAUGUGGGAAGUGCACCACAUGACGGGAUGAUGUAUGCUCUUGCCUAUCUUGGGCUUCGUGACAUCCUAGCUACAGAGAUGGUGUGCAAGUCUUUGCAUUCAUGGAUCCGCAGCGAGUUAUUGUGGAAGUGUAUCCACAUUGAACCGGUAUUGAGCGGGAAGAUCUCUGAUCCUGAUCUUCUAUUUCUGACACAGAAGAUUCCAGGUGAUUUGCAGUGUCUAAAUAUAAAUGACUGCAUAAAUAUCACCGACAAUGGUUUGAAUGCUGUUCUCCAAAGCAAUCCGACGUUAACAAAGUUGAGUAUUGCGCGAUGCCCGCGGUUAACUUUGGAUGGCCUUAUUGCCAAUCUAAAGUCAUUUAAUAUGAAAGCAGUGUCGGGUAUUAAGAGCCUCAGAAUUGACAAAAACUUCAAUUUACCAAAAGAGGAUUAUGAGGAGUUAUUAUCCUUGUUGAGCAUCGACAAGAGACAGGAGUUGCACAACCGGGCUCCGCGAUUCCGUCAUUCUAAUCAUUUUUUAUUAGAUUGCAAUGACGGAUAUGCUCUUGAUAUUGAGAUGUGCCCCAUCUGUCAAAGUUACAAACUUGUUUUUGACUGCCCUGAAGUGGAGUGCAGUGACAAGAGAUCUGGCAAGUGCCGAGCAUGUGAGGUUUGCAUCAAGAGAUGCCGGCAGUGUGGAAGGUGCUUAGAACGAAAUGAGAAGUUUGAAGAGAAAUUUGAUCUGGUCUACCUUUGCUACAAGUGUCGAGGCGAUCCGGCUUCACCAUCUCUCGGUGUGGAAAAGGAUCUGGUCUCUAUUUUAUCCAGUGGAAGAAUAGCUUCUCCUUGACCAUGGAGGAGCAACAGUACAUGUCCAGCCAUUCAGCCAUCUUUCUUAGCAUUACUGAUGAAGGGAAAAAAAGGAAAAAAAUAUAGUUUGCUAUUCAUGAAGGUGUGUGGUCGUUUGACAGAUGGUACAUUUGCUUGCAAGAAAAACAAAAAAAGAUGUUACUAAUUCCAGCAGAAAUAAAGGGAUGGUUCCCACUAUUACAGCCUCACCAGCGACCAUGAGGGAUGUUUCUUCAUGGAGUUUGCAGUUCAAGAGUGUAUAGGUAGAGGGUGAGAUUGGUGUCGGUGUGUUUGCUUGAUGCUGCAUCUUCCUGUGAAGAAGACUGAAGAUGAACUUAUUCCUUGGCUUCCAAGUAUAUUAUAUCUGUAUAUGCGUCACAUUGUAAUAGUUUGCCCUGUAUACGUCGUGUCGUAUGACUUGGUAACUUGUUUCAUAAAAAUAAAUAAAUCAAUGACUUCUAACUA